This is a messenger RNA of Amaranthus tricolor (Joseph's coat), 1376 nucleotides long. RefSeq names its product trihelix transcription factor ASR3-like. The record is from RefSeq and is a predicted model, not a curated record. Lineage: Eukaryota; Viridiplantae; Streptophyta; Magnoliopsida; Caryophyllales; Amaranthaceae. Bases 179 to 1141 code for a protein of 320 amino acids. The transcript is spliced from 3 exons.
CACAAAUUCAUUAACCCUACUUAAUACCCUAAAACAUUCCCCUAAUAAAUUAAUCAUCCUCCUCUAUUCCAAAACAACCCUAUUCCAUUCUAAAACCCCACAAAUCCCAAAACAAAAGGGGUUAAAACACAAAGAUAAACUUUAAAUUCUGAUACUUUUUCUUUACAAAACAUUAAAAAUGGCGAUAGAAUCAUCAUCCAAUGGUGAUGAAAAGAGUAGAAGACACCCUCGAUGGACGAGACAAGAAACGUUAACAUUGAUUCAAGCAAAGGAAAUUACAGAAAACAGUCCAAACAAAGGAAGAAAAAUAAUUUCGACAUUGACAGGAUCAUCGUCAGAAAACACAGAACCCAAAUGGGUAAUGAUUUCUACUUAUUGUAAGCAUCAAGGGGCUAACAGAGGACCUGCACAAUGCAGAAAAAGAUGGAGCAAUCUUAUCGGUGAUUUUAGGAAGAUUAAGGUUUGGGAAUCUAAAUUGACGGAUAAGAUUGAAUCGUUUUGGGCUAUGAGGAAUGAUCUUAGGAAGGAGAAGAAAUUGCCCGUUUCGUUUGAUGUUGAGGUUUUUAAGGUUCUUGAAGGGAGAGAACUGGGUUCGAAUGGGGCUGUUUCUCCAUUGCCAUUACAGGCAGUUCCGGCUGUUCCGGAAGAUGUUAAUGAGUAUAUUGAUGGUGAUGAUGAUGAAGAUGAUGAUGCUGAAGAAGAGGAGGAAGAAAUUGUGGGAUUGGUGGGUGGAGAGAAUAAGGAAUCUAUGGAGAUGGAGAAUGGUGUUGAGAAUGGAAAACAAAAUGGUGAUGAGGAUUCCAUCAAUGGAGAAAUUCAUAGUCCUGCUAUCAAAAAAUGCACAUCAGAGCCUGUUUCAGGCAUAAAAAAGCAGCAGCUUCAAGCAUGCCAGGAACAGAAGAGAAACUCAAAUUUGGAUGCUAAAAGAAAAUCAUGGCCAGACACCAGUAACUGUGAUACACAAGACAAAGGGAAAAGAGGGAGACUGUGCUUUGAAGAACACAAUCCUAAUUGCUUUGAGUCACAAAUCUUAAGGGCAUUGGAAGCAAACAACAAGCUGAAGAAGGAGCACAACGAUGUACUCAUUGCUGCUCUCGCCAAGCUCACAGAUGUGGUUACCAAACUUGCAGAUAAGCUAUAGUUUUUCGAGUCUUAAAACAUCUUUAGACGAUGGAGGAGUACAUAGAUGAUAGAUGAUUACAGUGGCAAUAACGUUUAAUAACGUUUCUAGAUGUAGGGAACGAACUUACACCACAUGCUAAGGAUUUGGUUAUUGAUAUUUGAAUUUUUGAUUAAUGUAGGAAUAUCUUUCUUUUAUUCGUUUUUCACCUAGUUUAUUUUUGUUCUUCAUAUAUCUUCUAUUAACUUUAUUAUAG